AUGGCGCCCUUCAAACGCAUUGCCGGCGUGCUGUGCAUGCUGUCGCUCAGCAUUGGCCCUGUUUACGGUCAAAGCGAUGUCGAGAAGGUCGAGAAGGUCGAGAACGUCGAGAACCCAACAUCGCGCAUCACUAUUGCUACAACGAGCUUGCCCACCGAUCUCGGGAUACUCACGCAAAGCUACACCGAAGCCGUCACCCCUAACACGGUCACCUACAUCACCGGCUCGGCAGCCUCUUCCGCGUCGGCCAGCUCCGGCAACGCGACCUCGACCUCGACCCAGACCACUCCGCCGCGGCCCACUAAUACUCGACCCUGCAACAACUACCCCGAGCUCUGCGCUCGCAAGUACAGCAACGUCACCCACGUUGGCUGCCACAACAGCCCCUUCACGCGCGCCGGCAGCGCCGCCGCGAACCAAGAGUUCCCUGUCAUCGACCAGCUCAACGACGGCAUCCGCUUCCUGCAGGCCCAGAUACAAUGGCCCGUGAACGGCACGGAGCCGCACUUUUGCCACACGAGCUGCGACCUGCUCGACGCGGGCCCCAUCACGGACUGGCUGCGGCAGGUCAAGGACUGGGUGGCGGGGCACCCGUACGACGUGGUGACGAUCCUGCUCGGCAACGGCAACUAUUCGACGCCGGACAAGUACGUCGGGGCGAUCGAGGCGUCGGGCAUCAAGCAAUUCGUGUACACGCCCAGCGUGAUCCCCAUGCGGGUCGACGACUGGCCGACGCUGGGCCAGCUGAUCCUGUCGGGCCAGCGCGUCGUCAUGUUCCUCGACUACAUGGCCAACCAGACGGCCUACCCCUGGCUGCAGGACCAAUUCAGUCAGAUGUGGGAGACCCCCUUCGACCCCGUCGACACCGCCUUCCCCUGCACCGUGCAGCGCCCGCCCGACCUGAAGGCCCAGGACGCCCGCCGCCGCCUAUACAUGAUGAACCACAACCUCAACGCCGAGGUCUCGCUGCUGGGCCAGUCCAUCCUCGUGCCCGCCGUCAGCCAGCUCAACGUCACCAACGCCGCCGAGGGCCCCGGCAGCCUGGGGAUGGCGGCUAACAACUGCCGCACCGACUGGGGCCGCGCCCCCAACGUGUUGAAUGUGGAUUACUACAAUUACGGGAACUACCCCGGUAGCGUGUUUGAGGUGGCCGCGGCUAUGAACAACGUGACGUUUGUCAAGCGGCCGUGCUGCGGGCCGGGUUCCAACGCCGCCGGGAGGGUCGAGGUGGUGAGGGGGGCCGUGUGGAUGGGCAUUGCUUUGGGGGUGUGGUUGCUGGUUUAG
Messenger RNA from Chaetomium globosum CBS 148.51, 1284 nucleotides. RefSeq lists its product as uncharacterized. Gene Ontology annotation, molecular function: phosphoric diester hydrolase activity. Bases 1 to 1284 code for a protein of 427 amino acids. The transcript has 2 exons. NCBI's taxonomy places the organism in Eukaryota, Fungi, Ascomycota, Sordariomycetes, Sordariales, Chaetomiaceae. Gene Ontology annotation, biological process: lipid metabolic process. The record is from RefSeq and is a predicted model, not a curated record.